Messenger RNA from Suhomyces tanzawaensis NRRL Y-17324, 2382 nucleotides. It is a transcript of the gene ALR1, whose product is annotated as Mg(2+) transporter. The transcript is spliced from 3 exons. NCBI's taxonomy places the organism in Eukaryota, Fungi, Ascomycota, Pichiomycetes, Serinales, Debaryomycetaceae. Gene Ontology annotation, cellular component: plasma membrane. Gene Ontology annotation, biological process: magnesium ion transmembrane transport; intracellular magnesium ion homeostasis. Gene Ontology annotation, molecular function: magnesium ion transmembrane transporter activity. The record is from RefSeq and is a predicted model, not a curated record. Bases 1 to 2382 code for a protein of 793 amino acids.
AUGUCCGACUCAGAAAGCUACCGCUCAGCGUCUCCCGCCAGAGACUUGGGCAACACCAACCCCGACGAGGUGUUGGACGACCACCGCCACCAGGUGUCGCUUCCCGUGCGGGGCAUCGCCCACCCCGAGUCUGCCAUCGAGAGUGGCGACGACGACGAGGCGGCACGCCAGCGCCAGCACCCUCCGCGCGCGUUCAUGAACUCGUUGCGCCGCGACUACAACUUGCACGCCAAUCCUGACGACUACUACGAGGGCGACCCCUACCUCGACCCCAACGACGCUGGAAUUGCGUUUCCCAGAGGCGUUCCUGGCUCGUUGGCAGCAGCCGCCAGGCGCGGCCGUGGCGCCACCGGCCGGUCACAGUCGUUUUCCGAGCAGAUCAAGUCGUUGGGCAACCCCAAGGAGCCUCCUCGCGGCAGCAUCUUAAUGAAGAACCCGUCGGUGCGUCGCUACCGUCGCAGUCUGUCGGGGGUGGAGAACUUGGAGUCCGACUUGGUGAGCCCCAUGACCAAGUCCAAAACCAAUGACAGCGCCAACGACGACAAGUUUGUCAAACGGGACCGUGAGCGUGAACGCGAGCGUGAGCGCAGACCUUCACGGCUGUCCAUCGACAGUGAGGCCGACUCGCAUGCCUCGCGGUCGUCCCAAGAGACCGAGGAGGACGUGUGCUUCCCCAUGCUCCGGGAGCACAUCCGGAUCAAGGGCAUUGACUUUGAUGAGAUCGAGGAAUUCAUCAAGGCCGAAAGAGAAGAAGACGAGUUGGUCAAACAGCAGCAGCAGGUGAUUGCUGACCAGACAGCCUACCGUGUGAGCACCGCCAAGUCCACCGGGUCUGUGCGCGGCCAGAGCACAGCCGCCCUUAAGUACACCCCCAAACACAUUUUGUCCCGGAUCGCAGGCAGAGGCUCGGUAGGCGGAGGAGGUGCCAGCGGCAGCGACGAAAUCUCGGUAGGCUCGUUCCAUGCGAAGCCACCAUCCGACUCGUCAGUCAGCGAAGACGACUACCCCGAGAAGAAGGCGUCACCUCCCGCGGGAGGCCACCACCUCCGCGACGACGCUUCAUCCUCCUCCGGCCAGGUUAAAUUUGGCGGAACCAGAAUCACCGACAGCCACGCCGACCUACCCGAUAGGUUCUCGUUCUUCUCGUCAGAGUCCGAGGAAACCGUGCACGCACCUGACAUCCCAUCGCUCGUGGAGCCAGGCCAGAGUGUGCGCGAAUUGUUCCGCAACGGCGAGAGCACCUGGUGGUUGGACUGCGUGUGUCCUACAGACGCCGAGAUGAAGACUCUCGCAAAGGCGUUCGGCAUCCACCCGUUGACCGCAGAAGAUAUCCGCAUGCAAGAGACCCGUGAAAAGGUCGAGUUGUUCCGCAACUACUACUUUGUGUGUUUCCACACCUUCGAGCCCGAUAAGGAGUCCGAAGACUACUUGGAGCCCAUCAACGUGUACCUCGUGGUGUUCCGCGACGGGGUGUUGUCGUUCCACUUCUCGCCUAUGUCGCAUCCAGCUAACGUCAGGCGCAGAGUGCGCCAGUUGCGCGACUACGUGGAUGUCAGUGCCGACUGGAUCUGCUACGCCCUCAUUGAUGACAUCACCGAUGGUUUUGCACCCAUCAUCACCAGUAUCGAGUACGAGGCAGACGCCAUCGAAGACAGCGUGUUUGUGGCGCGCGACUUGGACUUCAGCAACAUGCUCCAGCGCAUCGGAGAGUCCAGACGCAAGGUCAUGACGUUGAUGCGUCUUUUGUCAGGCAAGGCCGACGUCAUCAAGAUGUUUGCCAAACGGUGCCAGGACGAAGCUGCCCACCACAACGGAGGAACUGGGGGCGUGAGUUUUGGUCCAGGGCCUGGUGCUUCUGCCAACAACUUCAGCAACCACUGGCACUACCAGAACCAGGGCCCAGUGGCCCAGCCCCGUGCCGACAUCGCGUUGUACUUGGGAGAUAUCCAGGAUCACGUCGUGACCAUGUUCCAGAACUUGUUGGCGUACGAAAAGAUUUUCAGCAGAUCACACGCCAACUACUUGGCCCAGUUGCAGGUUGAGUCGUUCUAUUCCAACUUGAAUGUCACCGAGCUUUUGUCCAAGGUCACCAUGAUCGGUACGGUUUUGGUGCCUUUGAACUUGAUCACAGGUUUGUUCGGGAUGAACGUACACGUUCCAGGCCAGGACGGUAGCACUCUCCAGUGGUUCUUUGGUAUUCUCGGUGUCAUGGUGUUUAUUGCCCUCUGUGCCAUCUUGGUGGCCAACAUCUGGUUGAGACGGGUGCAGAACAUGUCCACCGGAGGCGAAGGAAACACCAGCUCGAGACGGUCCAUCAAGAGCUUGGGGUUGCGGAAAUCGGCUGCCAAGUCGGUGUUGAGUUUCCCCAACAAGUAUGAAUAG